AUGAAGUGCCACCAAAAGCGCACCUGCAGAGCCUGCAACGUAAGCAAUAAGACAAUGCCAAGGCAAAUUCAAGCUACUGCCACGUGCCACUGCAAAAGGAAGCACAGGGGUUUACGACCUUGUUCUUCUACGUGUAUAACACCACCACCACGUGCAUUACAUAUAGAGGACCAGAAGGCUACGCCCUUCUACCUCCGCAGAGGCAUUCCACAAGUCAUGUAUUCCGACUGUGGAACAACAUUCGUCGGAGCCGACAAGGAAUUAAAAAAACUAUUCUCUCAACGCACUAAGGAACACUACCACAUGACGGCCACACUCAUGGUGGAUCAGACACAGUGGAAAUUCAAUCCACCUGCAGCUCCCCAUAUGGGAGGAAAGUGGGAAGCUGCAGUUAAAUCCAUCAAAUUCUAUAUCAAUCGAUCGACAAGAGACACACCAUUUACCAUUGAAGAAAUCUCAACGCUAUUAACCCAGAUAGAGGCCAUCCUGAAUUCACGUCCAUUACAAUCAUUAACUGACAACCCUGACGAUUGUUCAGCCCUUACACCAGGGCACUUUCUCAUUGGAGGACCCCUUAAUACUCUACCAGAUCCAUCAGCAAAUGACUCAAAUUUAUCAAUGCAUUCAAAGUGGCAAGGCAUACAACAACGAGUCCAACAGUUCAGGAGGCAAUGGACAAAACAUUACCUGCAACAGUACCUUUGGACAUCCAAGUGGCAUAAUCCAAACCAUGGUAUUAAGGUCGGAUCACUAGUCCUCAUCACAGACCAAAGAAUACCUCCAUGCGAAUGGCCUCUCGGCAGAGUGUUAGAAUUGCACCCUGCAAGGGAUGGAUUGACCAGAGUGGUGAUAUUAAAAACUGCUUUUGAGGCCACAUAUCCUAUAUAG
Molecule: messenger RNA, 888 nt
Organism: Ceratosolen solmsi marchali
Lineage: Eukaryota; Metazoa; Arthropoda; Insecta; Hymenoptera; Agaonidae
Exons: 2
Coding region: 1-888 (295 amino acids)
Molecular function (GO): nucleic acid binding
Source: RefSeq, a predicted model, not a curated record